AUGGCUUUCAUCAUAACAUGGAAAUGGUAUGGAAGCAGGAGCUCUCUGAUUAUUGGAUCUCAAUUUUGGCUGACUGUAAGAGGGCCUAGAUCCCAGGUGACAAUGGGAUUCAGUGUUUCUGGGCUUGUGCGACAUAAGAGCGAUGUGAAUGAGGGGCGGUCUAUUUGGAUCAGAGCUCUUCCGGGUAUUGUUAUCCUCGGCGAUAAUAGUUUGUCUAACAGUCUUCCUAUGGCUGCAAGUUCAGUACUCCUGGGGUGA
Molecule: messenger RNA, 258 nt
Organism: Aspergillus niger
Lineage: Eukaryota; Fungi; Ascomycota; Eurotiomycetes; Eurotiales; Aspergillaceae
Exons: 3
Coding region: 1-258 (85 amino acids)
Source: RefSeq, a predicted model, not a curated record